AUGUUUCCCCUAUUGAAGUUGCAUACUCUUUUAAGGUUAAAGGUUUCCUGCUACUAUGUGGUCAACAUCACUCGCACAUUGGCCUUCCUGACCAGGCCGCUUGACAACGAGCCUUUUGCAGAGACUGGGACGGGUCAACUAAUGUUCAGAAUGAGACUCGUUCAGGACGCCUCGUAUAACACGUUCCACCAGGAGGAGGACUAUCCAGUGGUGAGGUACCUGAGACAGCCUCUGCACUUUGAGGUGGAGCUGACCAGGUCCUCUGACCCCAAGGUAGCGCUGGUGCUUGAGCACUGCUGGGCCACCCUCAACGAGGACCGUGACUCCCGACCCUGGUGGAAUCUCAUCAUUAAUGGGUAACAUGUUGUUUUUGGGCCUAAACAAGUGUUAUUCCACAGGUGUGGUUCCUGAGUAAUUAGCAACCUACCAUGCUUGGCAGGCCAUUUACUUUAGCUACCGUGGCUAUGCCCCCAUCCAUAUGUCAUGAGUGGUCACAAUGGUUUGAGCCAUGUGCGGUCUGUCACCAGAUCUCCACCCAAUAUAACACUUAUGGGAGAGUCUGGCGCGUACGAUCACAUGCUUGUUAUCACUGACUGGUCCCUGCAGCGUACCAUUGGAACAUGUAAAUCUAGUUUAGAAAAUAUGGCAGCCAUGUUUGUCAAGCAAGAACUCCCUAAUCCCAGAAUGCCGUUCACUGUGCCCAUUUCCUGAGGUCUUAACUUAGUUUGGCCACUUCAGCAUGUGACAAAUCUGUGUACUUGUUACGGCGUACACAUGACAAGUAGUUUACAGUUAACUAAUCAAAAAGCCAAUACAACCUUAGCACGAAAGCUAAACAGAGUUGCAAGAUAUAGCUCAAUCCAUUUUGGGAGGUGAAGUCCUUGGGGGAAGGUAUUAUGGAGAGGAUGAUGCAGGAAAUAUUAAUAAGAUGGGGAUUUAUCAACAAUAAAUGGCGGGGCAGACAGUUUUUCUAAGCUAAAUAUCCCUGGAAAGGGGGUCUGAUCUGGCAACCCUGAGGUACCAUAGUUUACACUCUGAUGCCGUGUUCAAAUCAACUAACGAAUUCAGUGCAUUCAAGACAAUGGGGGUACUCCAGUUGAGAUCACCAUUAGUCUGACAGACGCGUACGUGAUAACCUGACUGCAUUGUAUGGCGUUAGCAUUAGCUCAUAUUCAGUACCACCUUCAAAAGUGUUUUACACACGUGUCCAUUACAAUCUAGGCAAGAAUCAGAAAGCAUGAAUAAAAUGCUAAGUACAUUAUACUUACGGUACACUACAGUAGAAACGACAGCACGUUACACAGAAAAUAAGGCACUUUGAUCAGAAUGCACGCAUGUCCACAGUUAUUUGUAAGGAACACAAUAAAUGUGCAAGGACUGUAUACUUGAUCUGUGGAAGUGCUUGGGCUUUCUUUUGAAGGAAAGUUUGUCCGGCUCAUUAAAUUCUCAAAUGGAAAUGAUCUGCAACAGUGAAAUGGGCUACAUUUGUGAAUGAAUGAGGCAAAAUUAGAAGUUGAAACGGCCUAUAGAAAAUUAGCAGGUAGUGUGCCUUGGUCUGAGGUCAGCGCGGGUUAAAUGUCCACAUGUUGGAACGGUGAGUGCAUUCUGACAUCACGCGCAUAAAAUCAACUCCCACUGGGGCGACUGUUGAAGAUAUUUGGAACUCGCGUGUGAAAAGGUUAAUGUUGGCGUUACCUACACCUUUUUACUCAAUGUUAUCCUUUUGGUUGGCUAGAGUUCAGUGUUGUGCCAAACUGAUGGUCAGUCAAAUGGAAAUCAAGAGCGGCUGGCAAGCUUGGCUUGCCUUUCCGAUUGGUUUCAAACAACUGCUCUUAACACUGACUGAAUAGUUGUUGGUUUUUUGUUGAAUUCAGGCACAAGUGACUGUCCUAGAGGAAUGCGCUAAUUGGGAGUUGCUAAACAUGAACAAAUACCACGGUCAAGUGUAGCAGCAUCUUGCUAACCUUAUUUAGCUAGCUAAUGUUCAUGUAAAAUCCCUUUUGCCUGAUACCCCCCCCCC
Molecule: messenger RNA, 2020 nt
Organism: Oncorhynchus kisutch (coho salmon)
Lineage: Eukaryota; Metazoa; Chordata; Actinopteri; Salmoniformes; Salmonidae
Product: zona pellucida sperm-binding protein 4-like
Exons: 2
Coding region: 1-360 (119 amino acids)
Source: RefSeq, a predicted model, not a curated record